AAAACAACCUCAAGGAGUUGCCAAGGCCACGUUAAGUUUAGACAAAUACCUUUCUGUCGCUGCGGUCGCUAGCCGUACAGACGUCUCCCGACAGCGAGACAGAAAACACCCGUCGCCGCCGCCGCCCGCUCGCCAGCACACAUGGCCAACCCAGGCUCGCUCGCUCGCCUCGUGUCCCUGAUGGUGAUCAUCAUGGCUGGCGCGGGGUCUUCUGAGCUGCUCGAACUCUCCUACACGUACAACCUCGACGCCCCAACUUCUCCUAAACUCAAGCCCUUCACCUAUAAAGUCCUCAAGAAAGGAUACAACGACUUCGGUGUCUGGGUGGAGUUAAAUGAGUUUUGUACUUCGGAGCACGCUGGGACGCAUCUGGACGCGCCCGUGCACUUCGCGAAGGACCGCUGGGGCGUCAGCGACAUCCCCCUCGACCGCCUGUGGAGGGUGCCCGCUGUGGUCAUCGACGUGUCCCGGGCCAUCGAGCGGUCCGGCCAGAUCGACUACCCUAUAGCGGUAGAGGACCUCGAAGCCUGGGAGAAGGAGCAUGGCGUGAUCCCCGACCACACCGUCGUCCUCGUCCGCACGGGCUGGGGCCUCAAGAGCGGCGACCUGCAGGCGUAUUCCAGCGUGGACGAGACCAACACCAACCACUUCCCUGGUCUGAGCAAGGAGGCAGCGACCUGGCUAGCCACCCACGGACAGCGACACGGACACCGCACCGGUAUCGUGGGCGUGGGAGUAGAUACGAUCUCUGUGGACGUGGGAAAUUCUACGAGAUACGGCGCACACGAGGCUAUGUAUUCGCGGAACCUCUUUGGACUGGAGAACGUCGCUAAUAUGCAUAAGCUUCCCCCCUCGGGCUUCCGCGUCACCAUCCUGCCCAUGAAGAUCGGCGGAGGGAGCGGCGCCCCCGCUCGCAUCGUCGCCGAACUGGACCAGCGCGCCGAGCCCCUCGCCAGCGCCUCCUCCAGGAACGCGGGCGUGUCCCUGGCCACUCUCCUGCCCGUGUUCCUGCCCGUCCUGAUCGCGGCGGUGUUCGGGAAGAGGGGGGCGUGAGUGGAUGGGCGUGCGGAGUCUUUAUGGGCGUGCGGAGUCUGGAUUGGCGUACGGAGUCUGGAUGAGCGUGCGGAGUCUGGAUGAUUCGUGCGGAGUCUGGAUGAUUCGUGCGGAGUCUGGAUGAUUCGUGCGGAGUCUGGAUGGGCGAGCGAAGGCCUUGGGUAAACCUGCUGGGUGUUGGACUUGAUACAGAUAAUAUGUAUUUUUUUUUUUAAUGAUUAAAUUUUCUUAAGUCAUAUUUGAUACUCUCACAGAUGAGACAUAAGAUCUAUUAUAAUAUGUCAGCAAAAAUAGAUUAAGACAUUUGUUGCAAUAAAACAUCAGGGUUGAAUUCACAUGAUUUGUUUUGGUAUGUGGGAUGGAAAUAAAGGUUUGUGUGUUUGUAACUUUAGAUAGAUUUUUCUUUUCGCUUGUCCGUAAGAUAUGAACUUUUAAUGGAGAAAAGGACUCAGGAAAUGUGUUUAUGUAAUUACUAAUAAAUGGAAUGUUUGAUGUGAUUAAAGCAUAGAACACAUA
Penaeus chinensis is the source of this 1569-nucleotide messenger RNA. Its product is annotated as isatin hydrolase-like. NCBI's taxonomy places the organism in Eukaryota, Metazoa, Arthropoda, Malacostraca, Decapoda, Penaeidae. The transcript is spliced from 6 exons. The record is from RefSeq and is a predicted model, not a curated record. Gene Ontology annotation, molecular function: arylformamidase activity. The coding region runs from base 142 to 1053 and encodes 303 amino acids.